GUGGCUGUUGAGCUGUGUGGGCGUGUGCAGUUGACGGUACAACUGGUUGGAUGGGUUUUUUAGGACCUGAGUGAACUGGCUGCAGCGGAGAGGCGGCGCACCGACACACACAGAGCAGAUCAUGACGUCAGCUGAUUCCAGCCCCCUGACCACUCACGUGCUGAACACCGGAGACGGCGUCCCGGCGGCCAAGGUGGACGUCAGCCUGCACCGGCUCGACUCCAAGCUGAUGAUCUGGAACAUGCUGAGUGUCGGGACUACAAAUGAAGAUGGCCGCUGCUUAGGACUCGUCAGCAGAGAAGCGUUCAGCCCCGGCAUGUACAAGCUGCGCUUUGAGACGGGUUCCUACUGGGAGAACAUGGGUCAGAACUCCUUCUACCCUUAUGUAGAGGUUGUGUUUACCAUCACUGAGACGGAGCAGAGGUUUCACCUCCCCCUGCUGAUGAGUCGCUUCUCCUACAGCACGUACAGAGGAAGCUGAGAGCAGCUUCAACAGCAUUCUCAUUCAUAAAGAGAGACAUGAAUACAAGAGUGCAGUAAACACAACAGGAUAAUCAACAAAAACACACACACACAUACACAUACACACACAAAAAACACACACAUACACACACAAACACACACACACACACAUACACACACACGCAAACACACAC
Messenger RNA from Perca fluviatilis (European perch), 656 nucleotides. It is a transcript of the gene urahb, whose product is annotated as urate (5-hydroxyiso-) hydrolase b. Gene Ontology annotation, molecular function: hydroxyisourate hydrolase activity. Lineage: Eukaryota; Metazoa; Chordata; Actinopteri; Perciformes; Percidae. Bases 122 to 481 code for a protein of 119 amino acids. The transcript has 4 exons. Gene Ontology annotation, biological process: purine nucleobase metabolic process. The record is from RefSeq and is a predicted model, not a curated record.